Leguminivora glycinivorella is the source of this 709-nucleotide messenger RNA. RefSeq lists its product as uncharacterized. The record is from RefSeq and is a predicted model, not a curated record. The transcript has 2 exons. Bases 21 to 599 code for a protein of 192 amino acids. NCBI's taxonomy places the organism in Eukaryota, Metazoa, Arthropoda, Insecta, Lepidoptera, Tortricidae.
UGCAAUGAAGUCAUUGUAAAAUGUUGAACCGGUCGGUAUUGAUACUAUUAAUAAGUAUUGUUCUCUGCUCAUGGAUGACUCAAGCGAGACGGUGGUCUCGCGAAACAAAAGAACUCGUUGACGCUGAUUUAGGAAUAGGCUUGAUAUCAUCAUUAAAAGAUGACGCUAACUUGGAUUUAUCAGUCGACGAAGAAUACGAAGACCUGCGCGCAGAACUUCUUGCAUACCAGGCCGCAUUGGCUUCGGUUGUCUCUAGACGAUCGCUGAUGACCACUCCUUGCUGGCAAUCUGGGGGGAUUUGCGUCAACUAUAAGCUGUGUAAGGGAGCAAAAUCUAUAACUCAAGCUGCCGGUUGUAGAGACAAACAUAAUGUUUGCUGCUACACAUGGAACCGGUAUUUCGUCAAGGAUUACAGAGAUAAAGGUAUAGCUAAUAUAGCAUUGCCUUGGAUUACUAACCCGCAAGUGUAUGGAGGGAAGGGAAUCCAGGAACCGAAACACAGCCUAUUAAGGAAAGGCAAAAAGAAAAAGCACAGGAAUAAGAAAGCAAUGAGAUCGGGCAUUCGUCCACGCGCUGAACAACUGUAUGACACUAAAUAACUAGUACUGCGAGUACCAAAUCAUAAAACACUACUACCACUAAUAAUAUAGACAAUUAUUUUUUUUUAAGCAUAAGUUGGUCUGUGACAUUAAUUAAUUAUUGCCAUUAA